AAUUAAAUGCACGCGUUUCACAGUUGACUGAUUUUUUCAUUUGAUUAUUCAAUUUGUUUAAAUCAAAAAAAUCAUCAUGAUGUUGAUGUCUCAUGAUUUGAUCGACAUUUUCGGUGAAUUAAAUUAUCCAUCAAUUAAAGAUAUUGAUCUGGAUAACUUAUCAUUGAUUGAUUUUUCUCGUUUAUUGAAUUGGAUUUCAUUACAAUUGAAUUGUUUUGCCAAAACUGAUUCAAUUGUCAAUCUGAUUAAAGAUGAAUCAGAACUUGAUUCACUUAGAAUCGAAUUGAAUUCAUUGUUCGGUGAACUUGGUUCGAUUCAUUCUAACACCAGUAUCGAUAAUGUUGUAAAUCGUCAUAUGAUUCUUUAUAGUUUAGCCGGUGAUUUAUUAGCUGCUCGUGUGAAUUAUGUAAAAAAAUUUGAUGAAAAUCUUAAUGUUUUUACCGAUAAACUAAAUCCAAAGAAUGAUAUACAAGUGAUAAAUAAUUGUCUAUCAAUACCGAAAUCAUCAAAUCAAUUGAAAAAUAUUAAAACUUAUUUUCAAACCGUAAGACAACGGCUAGAUAAAAGCCCAUUAAAAUAUCAGGAUGAAGAUAGUCUGCUGUUACCGAAUGGUGGUCGUCUAACAACGGCUCAAUGGACCGAAUUGAAAAAUCUGAAUGAACAAUUGGCCAAUGAAUAUGCAUUACGUCGGGAGAUGUUAUUACGUCGUGCCGAUAUGACUAUUGGAUCAUUUUCUUGGAACCGUGAGAAAACCGACGAUACCGAUGAAAAAAUCAUCACUCAAAUUUAUCAGGAAAAACGUAAAGGCUGGUCAUCAAAGCAAACAUUCAAUUAUGGUUGGGAACAAGUAGCCAUCGCGUUUUGGAACCGGUAUCCAAAUCCUUAUAGUAAACAUGUGCUCACUGAAGAUGUCAUACAUCGUCGUGUUAAUCGUGAUGGUCGUCUUUUUACUAAACGUUUGUUAAUGAAAACAAAUUCCGCACCCAAAUGGACCGAACGUUUUUUACCCGCAAAUCAUGUGUUCAUUAUUGAAGAAUCGAUUGUCGAUUCAAAAGCAAAAACAUUGACCACAUAUACUCGUAAUAUUGGCCUACAACAUUUGUUAACAUUAGAGGAAAAAGUUGUAUAUAAAAUUGAUCAUGAACAUCAACAACAAACUAUUUGUGAACGACAAGCAUGGAUUCAAUCAGCAUUCUAUGGUCUUUCAUCAGCUAUCCAACGGCUUGGUCUUGAACGUUAUAAACAGAAUAUUAAAAAAGCCUACAAAGGAUUCAAUCUAACAUUGGAAACAAUAUUUGAUUCGGUCAAUCGUAAUAAAACGAUUGUUGACAUUGGCAAUUCACAAUUACCUAUUCCUUCAUUCAAUCCAAUAUUCAAAGAACGAUUACGACAAAGUGCUACAAAAGCCAGUCAAUUUGCCAAAUCAAAUAUACCGACAGUUAUUGCUGCCGCUGGUUCUGAUGAUCAGGAUUGAUUUCUUUCUUUCUUUUUUUUUACUUUAUUCAUUUGUUACCGAUUUAUUUCUUUUUUUUUCUUUGAUAUUUUUAUCAAUCAUUUUACAAUUAAACAACUAUUACAAUAAAGUGUUUUGGUUUAA
Molecule: messenger RNA, 1597 nt
Organism: Dermatophagoides pteronyssinus (European house dust mite)
Lineage: Eukaryota; Metazoa; Arthropoda; Arachnida; Sarcoptiformes; Pyroglyphidae
Product: protein FAM98A-like
Cellular component (GO): tRNA-splicing ligase complex
Source: RefSeq, a predicted model, not a curated record